UUGCUUCAAUGAGGAAGCAAAAUAUAUUGAGGUGAGACAUUGGGCCUAAUGGACGUUCCAACAAUGAUAAUAAUGCCUUCUGUCAUGUUUGGUAUUGUGUUCUUGAGAAAAUCAAUGUUAACAUCAUCACUGGUUUUAAUCUCCUUAGAAGAGGUGCAAAGCCUCCGUAACUUGUACAGAACUCCACAAAAGCCUUGAACUAUUCAAAUCCAUAAUGCCACCUGAUUAAAUGCUUCUUUUAGGGACUCUUGUUCAAGGUACACAAUGAAAGUUUUGCACUAUCUUCUAAAGAGGAGAUUAAGAUCAGUCAGAGAGCAUUAGCCAAUGUGCCCACCCUUAGCUCGUAUAUGUCCAGAGAGCUCUACCAAUCAAUUUGUUUUGUUUAACUUUGGGUGAUUGGUGGAAAGAAUAUUAAUUUGGAUAUGGUGCUGCAAAAUAUAAGAUAAAAUCAUUUGAAAUACUAACGAAUCUGUCUUCUAUUGUCUUAUGUACUUUUAUAUUGGAAUUAUGUUGUUAAUGUAUGACUUCUUUAUGCUCGUGUGUUGUUCAACAGUGAUUCACGCCUUCUACUUAAUUUGUCUGCAGUUUGAAUUGAUGAAGGGUUUCCUAAAACCCGUAUUGGGAGGAAAUAUAGUUGAUGCUAGUUGUGCAAGUGGAUUGUUUUCAAGAUUAUUCGCAAAAAGUCAACUCUUUUCUUUUGUUGUUGCUCUAGACUACUCGGAAAACAUGUUACAGCAAUGUUAUGAAUUCAUUCAGCAGGAAGAGAACUUCCCAAAAGAGAACUUAAUCUUGGUUAGAGCAGACAUAUCUAGGCUCCCCUUUGUUUCUAAUUCUAUUGACGCUGUGCAUGCUGGCGCUGCUCUACACUGUUGGCCUUCACCAUUGGCAGCUGUUGCUGAAAUAAGUCGUGUUUUACGACCUGGAGGUGUAUUUGUUGCAACCACCUACAUACUUGAUGGUCCUUUUUCUAUUAUCCCAUUUCGAAGUAUAUUACGGCAGACUCUAAGGCAAGCAUCUGGGAACUACAGCUUUCUCUCUGAACGUGAGCUUGAAGAUCUCUGCAGGGCGUGUGGGCUGGUUGGGUUUAAAUGCAUUAGAAAUGGGCCUUUUGUGAUGAUCUCUGCUAGAAAGCCCAGUUAAAGUUUGAGCUUCGGGUGCUCUGUUUGCUGCCUUGAACACAUUAUGCUGAAGCCUGUAUAUCUUCCAUGAUCAAAAUUUUCAAAUGUAAGCAGACAAAAUGAUGCAUGUUAAUCUGAUUAAAUUUGUGGUUUGACUUGGUAAUUAAUUAGGCUUCACAAUAA
Vigna umbellata (rice bean) is the source of this 1301-nucleotide messenger RNA. NCBI's taxonomy places the organism in Eukaryota, Viridiplantae, Streptophyta, Magnoliopsida, Fabales, Fabaceae. The record is from RefSeq and is a predicted model, not a curated record.